This is a messenger RNA of Nelumbo nucifera (sacred lotus), 2557 nucleotides long. Its product is annotated as transferases, transferring hexosyl groups. Gene Ontology annotation, cellular component: endoplasmic reticulum membrane; mannosyltransferase complex. NCBI's taxonomy places the organism in Eukaryota, Viridiplantae, Streptophyta, Magnoliopsida, Proteales, Nelumbonaceae. Gene Ontology annotation, biological process: GPI anchor biosynthetic process. Gene Ontology annotation, molecular function: alpha-1,6-mannosyltransferase activity; GPI mannosyltransferase activity. The record is from RefSeq and is a predicted model, not a curated record.
ACAAAGAUAAAUCCAUAAAACCCCCCACCCCCUGGUUGUGUAGCCCAUGAAGCGAAAACAAAGAUAAAUCCAUAAACCCCCCCACCCGCUGUUGUGUAGCCCCAUGAAGCGAAAAAAAAUAUAAAUCCAUAAAACCCCCCCUUUGUCAUUUGAGUUUAAUCAAUUUGAGUUCUAUUGUCAAAUCCUAUAAAAAAAUGGAUUGUCUGAAAAAUCAGGGCUGCAUCAUAAAAAUGGUGAUCAAUCAAUCGGUUGGCAUGGGAGGUUGUGAUUGUUAGAUCUUCCGGUAUCAAGCCUUUCCGGUUUCCGGCAUCGUAGAUAACAAAUGUUUCAUUUCUACAACUUGUAAGCUGUAACUACUGUUCUUCGAACAUUCCUCUCGUUCGGACACAUAUUGGAUCAAUCAUCAAUGUCGAAGGAUUCCUCAGCUGAUGAACCCAAUGUCUCUCGCAUGAUCUUCCGAGUUGCAAUUGUUUCAAGACUUUCUGUUCUAGUCCUAAUUGUCUUUUGGAGAUAUCUUCUGAGCCCUUACGACACCUCCGCCUCCUUAAACCCUAGUUGUCUCUUGGAUUCCACCAAUCAGUCUUCAGUUGAAUCCGUUCUAUGGCCAAGGGUUCGAGUGGCGGUUGAGGAUAGCAUUGUAUGGGACAGUGUUUACUUCGUCAGAAUCGCGCAAUGCGGAUACGAGUACGAGCAGACCUAUGCAUUUUUACCUCUUCUUCCGGUUUGCAUCAAUGUCUUAUCUCAAACUGUUUUUGCUCCUUUGGUUCCACUUAUUGGGUACAGAGCGGUUUUGGGCUUAUCAGGCUACAUACUCAAUAACGUUGCGUUUCUAUUUGCGGCACACUACUUUCAUAGGCUUUCAAUUAUAAUUUUGAAGGACACAAAGGCAGCUUUACACGCUUCCUUUUUGUUCUGCUUCAAUCCUGCUUCCAUAUUCUACUCAUCAAUAUAUUCAGAAAGUCUUUAUGCCCUAUUUUCACUCGGAGGGAUAUACCACUUAUUAUCUAGUUCAAAUAAUAUUGCCAUGCUGCUGUUUGCUCUCUCUGGUUCUGCAAGGUCAAAUGGGGUGCUUAAUGCUGGCUAUUUCUGCUUUCGGGCUAUGCAUCAGGCUUAUGAUGCUAUCUUCCAAAGAAAGAAUAUUAUUUUGGCAGUGGAGGUCCUUAUUGUUGGAGCUGUGAGAUCUCUUUGCGUUUUUGCUCCAUUUAUUGCUUUUCAAGUGUAUGGAUAUUUUAAUAUUUGUCAUGGCCAUUUGCCAGAUGAAAUGGAGCCUUGGUGCAAAAAAAGAUUGCCUCUUCUGUAUGAUUAUAUACAAAGCCAUUAUUGGGGAGUGGGUUUCUUGAGAUACUUCCAGUUGAAACAGUUGCCUAAUUUUCUUCUUGCAUCUCCAAUACUAUCUCUGGCACUUCAUUCAAUUUUACAUUACACAAAAUUACGUCCUGAUAUUGUUUUCUCAUUGGGUUUCCGAGCUCCUUAUGAGGAAAAGCAUGCCGCUGCUGUGCUCUAUUGUCUGAAGACAGGCCAAAGGCAAAAAGAGGCUCAAAUUUCCAACAAUAUAUCUUCUAAAUUCCUUCUAGAGGAUCACACAAUUAGACGGAGAAAACAGAAGAGUAAAGAAGAGACUCGUGAUUCCUUUGGUAACCUCAUUCCAUCAGGCAAUGGAGCAUAUGUUACAGUAAAGACUGGAUGCACAUCUAUCUUGGUUCUUCCUUUUAUAUUACACCUGGGAUUCAUGGCAGCAACAGCAUUUUUUGUUAUGCAUGUACAGGUUGCAACUCGUUUCCUGUCUGCAAACCCUCCUCUCUACUGGUUUGCCUCACAAUUAAUGGUUUCUCCUGGCAUUAGUAAGAGAUGGGGUUACUUGAUUUGGGCAUACUCUGCAGCUUACAUCCUACUUGGCAGUUUGCUAUUUUCAAACUUCUAUCCUUUCACAUAAGAAAUUUCAGUACUCUUUGUUAGCUACCAAUAUUCAGCUGUUGCUAUGUUCCCCAUGGGUUGGUAUUAUCAUGGAUUACAUGGGGACUGGCUCCAAGUUAUCAAUUGUUUUACUGGUAAAAUGCUUAUUGGUGUCACUUGCCUGACGAUCAAUUCAGCAUGCGCAGUAUACUUCUUACCAGGUUGUGUAACUUCUCUCGCCUCUGCCUUUGUUAUGGCUAUUUGAAAGAAUCUCAAUAUUCUUUUGAUAUGAUGAAUGGUUACAUCAUCGAAUCACAGCUUAUCAUUCAUCAUCCACUGUACAAUUGGCCAUAAAUUUCCAAAAUCCAAAUGCCACCAAAUCCAGACUUGAAAAGCAAGUUAGUUUUUGGUUCCUCUAUCAAGAUUUCUAGGUUUGCAAUUGUUGAUUCAAUGUCAAGUUUGCAUGCCUAGGCAUUAUUAAUUUGAUUUGCUGCAAUGGCAUAUAAAAUAUGAGCUUCAUUCAGUCAAUGUUUGGAUCAAAUUAUUCUGACAAUGAAGGGCAUUAUGAGAUUACAGGUCUACAUGUUCUUCCACCUUCUACUCUGCAUGAUUGAUUGGUUUAAAAUCACUCUUGCACACCAGAAGAGACUUGCACUUAGCUUCA